This is a messenger RNA of Paraphaeosphaeria sporulosa, 732 nucleotides long. Its product is annotated as glycosylphosphatidylinositol anchor biosynthesis protein 11. The record is from RefSeq and is a predicted model, not a curated record. The transcript is spliced from 2 exons. NCBI's taxonomy places the organism in Eukaryota, Fungi, Ascomycota, Dothideomycetes, Pleosporales, Didymosphaeriaceae. Gene Ontology annotation, cellular component: endoplasmic reticulum membrane. Gene Ontology annotation, biological process: GPI anchor biosynthetic process. Bases 1 to 732 code for a protein of 243 amino acids.
AUGGCCACUACAGUCCUAAACUCGCACCCAAAACCGCGCGCCCCCGCAACCCCCACCGACGUCCUCCCCACCGACGCAGCGCAGCUCUACACACACAUCCACCCGAUCCUUGUUCUCUCACUAUACGCGCUGCAAUUCCCCUCCAUCGUCGCCGAUCCCGUCCCCGCGCUCGCAACAGCCCUUGUCCCGCUUGGUAUCCUCCAAAUUGCGUACGUAGCUAUAUGUCUCCCGCCGACGGGCGGGACCGCGACGCCGGUCGUGGAUAAGAAGAAACCUGGGAGCGGGGCGGGAGAGAAGGGGAAGAAGGGUGGCAUGAGGGGGACGAUCAUACCGGGCUUCCUCUCCCUCAUUGUAGUGAGCAUCGUCAUUGCGCCGCUGCUUGCGGCUAUCCUCGUCCUCUUCGGCGCGCCGCUGACUACGCACCACGCGCACACGCUCCUCGCUGCCGCGCACAUCUCGUUUCUGGCGACGCUCCCGCUCGUAUACGUGCACGGCGUGGACGGCGCCGCCUGGCGCGAUAUCAUUGCGCUGCUGCGCCCGGUGGACGAGGUAUAUGGCGGGAUGAUAGGCGGUGUUGUGGGCGCGUGGCUGGGCGCGGUGCCGAUUCCGCUGGAUUGGGAUCGGGAGUGGCAGAAGUGGCCGGUUACGAUUGUUAGCGGGGCGUAUGUGGGGUGGGCGGUUGGGAAGAUGGUGGGUGGGUUCCUGAAAGGGAGGAAGAUUGGGUUCGAGUAG